AUGCGCUCGGUAAUUUGGCUGUAUGUCUGUCUUGUAUUCAGCGUGGCUGCGACCUUCGUCUCAGCUGACAAGCUGACAGCAGCCACUGUGUACUGGGACUCUGAGCACAAGCUAGUCGUGUUAAAGGAGGGCGUGCUGGAGGUUGAGGGGGAUGCCUACGGGUUCCUAAAUAACACCCUGUCCAGUACAGGGUGGAGUGUCCUGGAGAUCCGAGCAGGAUAUGGAAAGACUCCUGAAACUGAUGAGAUCACGUUCUUCCUUGCCGGCUACCUUGAAGGCUUCCUGACUGCCCAGCAGAUGAUGGACCACUACACAAACAUGUACCCGCAGCUGAUCACAAACCCAGAGAUCCUCGACCCAGUUCAGAAAUUCAUGGAGAAGCAGGACUCAUGGGUCAGACAGCAGGUGAAAGGAAACAAGAGCUCUGAUCCUCUGUGGAAACACGCCGGCUUCAUCGUGGCCCAGCUGGAUGGAUUGCAGGCAGGAGUGGCAGCGUGGGCCAAGAAACAAGGCAAGAAGCCCCUGUCACUGUUUGACGUCCAGUUCCUGAACUCAGUGGGAGACCUGCUGGAUCUGAUUCCAGCUCUGGUCCCCAGCUCUUACCCUUUGCUCAGAGACUUCAAACUUCCAGGGAUGGGCCACUGCUCUGCACUCAUCAAGAUGCUGCCAGGCUAUGAGAACCUCCUGUUCGCCCAUUCCAGCUGGUAUACCUACGCUGCCACGAUGCGGAUCUACAAACACUGGGAUUUUCACAUCACUGAGCCCCACACAGCCACUGGAAAGCUGUCCUUUAGCAGCUACCCUGGGUUCCUGGUGUCGCUGGAUGACUUCUACCUCUUAGGAAGUGGUCUGAUGAUGACACAGACUACCAACAAUGUCUUCAACUCAUCCCUUUUUGACACAAUCACCCCAAAUAGCCUCCUGGCCUGGCAGAGGGUCAGGCUGGCUCACAGUUUGGCAAAAACCGGAGAAGAAUGGGCCAAAACAUUUUCCAUGUAUAACUCUGGAACCUACAACAACCAGUACAUGGUGCUGGACAGGAGCAAAGUGAAGCUGGGCCACAGUCUCGAGGACGGCGCUCUGACUGUGGUGGAGCAGAUCCCCGGCUUGGUGGAGUACUCAGACCAGACCCAGACUCUGCGCAGAGGUUACUGGCCAUCCUACAACAUUCCCUUCCACCAGAAGAUCUACAUGCUGAGUGGUUACGGACAAAUGUGGGAGGAGUACGGCGAGGACUUUUCCUAUGAUCUCUGUCCCAGAGCCAAGAUCUUUCGCCGUGACCAGGGUGAUGUUAAGGACCUGGACACCUUGAAGCGCAUCAUGAGAUUCAAUGACUACAAGAAGGAUCCGUACUCCAAGGGUGACCCCUGCAAGUCCAUCUGUUGCCGUAACGACCUGAAAGGCGUGAAGCCUUCACCAGGGGGCUGCUAUGACACUAAGGUGACAGAUUUCAACUUGGCUGGGGACUUCCGUGCGGAGGCGGUGAACGGGCCAACGACACAGGACGGACUCCCGCCGUUCUUUUGGGAUAAAUUCGGCAGCAUCAGCCACCAGGGCCUGCCGCGAUAUUACAACUUCACUUUUGUCGAGAUGAAGCCCAUUCUUUUUCAUCCGUGAGCGUCAGCGUGUGGCUGUGUGUGCACAACAGAGAGAGACGCUUUCAGAGUAAUGAAUGUCCGAGCCCAUGGGUGCAAUCCAGUCUGUUUCUGGGUUUUUUAUUUGCAAUUUCUGUGUCUGUCUAGCAGAUGAUUUUUAUAUUGACUGUUGCUUCAUGUUCACUAUUGCAUCCCAUCAACAGAUCUGCUUCCUUCUCAGUUUACGUUUUGUGUAGGAUUUCCUUCAACACAGUUAGAUGGAUUUCAGAUCUAUUUCUAAACAGUUUCUCUCAGGUGAUCCUGCAUGCAGCCAUUUGUGCCUUUGACACUGAGGGUAACUUUAUGAUUUGAUAAAAUACCAAAUCAUUGCACAUAAUCAGUUCAGUUGAUUUCUUUAUUUUUGACACUCAAAUGUCCUCCUAUUUGCAAACACUGUAAUUGCAGUAGUACUGUAAGAGAAACAAUCAGUGCAAUGCCAUACUCAGGUGCUGAGCAUUUCUUGUGAUCUGAUUUUUGUUAGCUUCCUUUUAAUUGUGCUCUUCAAAAUA
Messenger RNA from Archocentrus centrarchus (flier cichlid), 2143 nucleotides. It is a transcript of the gene plbd1a, whose product is annotated as phospholipase B domain containing 1a. Gene Ontology annotation, molecular function: glycerophospholipase activity. The coding region runs from base 1 to 1617 and encodes 538 amino acids. Gene Ontology annotation, cellular component: extracellular region. Gene Ontology annotation, biological process: phospholipid catabolic process. The transcript is spliced from 11 exons. The record is from RefSeq and is a predicted model, not a curated record. NCBI's taxonomy places the organism in Eukaryota, Metazoa, Chordata, Actinopteri, Cichliformes, Cichlidae.